Pogonomyrmex barbatus (red harvester ant) is the source of this 2589-nucleotide messenger RNA. It is a transcript of the gene Vps51, whose product is annotated as vacuolar protein sorting 51. Gene Ontology annotation, cellular component: membrane; EARP complex; GARP complex. Gene Ontology annotation, biological process: retrograde transport, endosome to Golgi; lysosomal transport; endocytic recycling. The record is from RefSeq and is a predicted model, not a curated record. Lineage: Eukaryota; Metazoa; Arthropoda; Insecta; Hymenoptera; Formicidae.
AUUGAUAUUGUCUCUUGGGAAAGAAAUAUAUCAAUAAAAAUAAUGUUCAUUUAAAAAAUAUAAUGAAAUAUGUAAGUCAAGUGAAUAAUCAAAAAGUCAAGGGUUAAGUCAAGGAUCAAGGAUUCAGCCUAUUGUUGAAAAAAGAAUUAACAAUAUGGCAGAAAGCACUAAUAAUCCUUAUGAUAUUAAUGGACAACAUUUCAAUUCUGAUAUGUAUUUUCAAAAGUUAUUAAAGGAAUGCACGCUAAAGCAAAUCAUGGAUCAUGAAGCAGAGAUCAUAAAAAAUACCCAAGUUCUACAUUCAGAUAUGCAGACUUUAGUAUAUGAAAAUUAUAAUAAAUUUAUAUCCGCUACUGAUACUAUACGCAAGAUGAAGACAGAUUUUAAAGAGAUGGAAGACAGCAUGGAUCUCUUAGCUAAGAAUAUGGAAAGCAUUACUUCUUUUUCAGAGCAGAUUUCUUCAACUUUGCAUGGAACACGACAACAAAUUGCUAAACUAUCUUCUGUACAUACUUUAUUGAAAAAGUUGCAAUUUCUUUUUAAACUGCCUGGAAAUCUCAAAGACAAAAUAAACGAAGAAAAAUAUGCAGAAGCAGUUCAAGAUUAUGUUCACGCACAAAGAGUUUUAAAUCAAUAUAGCAACAUGCCAUCCUUUCAAGGUAUCCAAAAAGACUGCGAAGACAUUUUAGAAGAAUUAAAAUCUAAACUCAGAUUACAAUUUCAUAAGAGAGAUGCAUCUACUAAGGCUUUAGCUGAAAAUGUCGAUCUUUUGCUGCAAUUAAAGGAACCAGCUGAUUCAUUAUGCACGGAAUUCUUAAUACAUGCCGAAGGAAGAUUAACAGAACAAUUGGAUAUUUUGAAAGAUAUGUGCGAAAACGAUAUUAUAGAAUUCGUAGAUAUGGCCUCGUCGGGAUUUCUUAGUGAUUUAUGUUUGAUUGUAACUGCUUAUAAUAAUAUGUUUAUAAAUCGAACAUUGGAAGAUAAUGAUUUAAUUGAUGAUUUUGUAAAAGCUGUAGAUCAUUUGAAUAAAUUUAUUGUGAGCAAUAUGAAGAAAUAUUUUGAUUUGAUGAGUAAAAGAGUAGAAGAUGUGGCUGAUACAGCAAUUUUAGUGAGAGCUCUUGACAGAUUUCAUCGCAAACUGCAAGAGAUGAAUACGUUAUCUAAUGAAACAGACUUUGCUAGAAUUGGCACUGAUCUUGUUGUGAAUGCUGGCCGAAAACAAUGUCGCAACCAUUUGCACAGUUUGAAACAACAUUUGAGCGAAAUUUUGGCGAAAGUAAGACAGACUUUAGCCACUAAAGUCACACAGGAUAGUGAUGGAGGCUUAGCGGAACUUCAAGCUAUGCUCAUUAUGCCUACUAUAGAAAAGAUUAAAGGAGUUCUACAGGAUUUAUUGGUUUUCUUACAGCCUGAUUUAUCAUUUAGUCUAAAAACACAAUUUUUGCAAAGUUUCUGUGUGGAUGAGGUAAGAGAAGGAUUAGUAAUUGGUUUUCUACAUUAUCUUACAGCCACAGUAGCAGGCUUCUGUAAUGGAUCUGAUGUGCCAAAAUUUCCGCCUACUCUGUUACUUUUACUCAGCAAAAUGUGCAUUGAAUAUAAGGAAAGCAACGUUCGUUAUCUGCUCACAACUAUCGACGAUCUUUUCAACAUCGAUCAAUAUACAUCUUCAGAAAAUAUUAUAACUCCUGGAUCAGAAAUGUGCGAUCGCUUUCAAGAAGCUGCUCAGAAUUUAUUGAAUCAUUAUGUACGAAUUCAAGGACUGACAGUAUCUCAAAUGUUGAGAAAAUCUGUAGAGACCAGGGAUUGGUUGCAUACAAUUGAACCUAGAACCGUGAGAGCUGUUAUGAAGAGGGUUGUCGAAGAUGUAACCGCUAUUGAUGCACAAGUAGCUGCUUUAUACGAUGACAACGAUGGUCAAAUCGAUAGAAGUAGUGACAGUAGUAGGAAGACUCAUAGUGUCAGCAUAUCUAGACAGCACUAUCGGUCAAAUUGGUCAUCCUAUACACCCAGUCAUAUCGAUUCUUCUCUAGUAACGAAUAUCCACAAACUGUUCUCGGAACGAAUUGAAAUAUUUUCGUCGGUACAAUUUAACAAGGCGUCUAUUCUAACAGGAAUCAUCAAAAUAAGUUUAAAGACUUUCCUCGAAUGUGUAAGAUUGCGAACGUUCAGCAAGUAUGGUUUACAACAAAUCCAGGUAGACACUCAUUAUUUGCAACUUUACUUAUGGCGAUUCGUGUCAGAUGAAAAUGUGGUUCACUUUUUGCUGGACGAGAUUUUAGGCAGUGCAGUACAUAGAUGUCUGGACCCAGUUUUGAUGGAGCCGAGUGUGGUCGACAUUAUUUGCGAAAGGGGUUGAAUUAUAAAUAAUUACAAGUUAUCUUGUAUAAUUGCAUAUAGAGAUGUAUCACAGAUAAUAUUAUAGUUAAUAUAACUUAUAAAAACAUUAGGAAAUGAUAAUUAUAAUAAUUAAGAUGUUUAAAUAUAUAUUAUAUAAUAUUUAAAUAAAAAUAUAAAAAUAAUUAAUAUAUUGAAGAAUUAGAUAUAAUUAUGCAAAACAAACAGUUCAAUUUAUUAUAAUAAAUAAUCUCG